AUGAGCCAAGUUCAAGUCGUGUCCAACACCCAGGCCUGGAACUCGUCGGCCCUCGGUUGCGGCCCUGUCGAGCCCGUGGUCAGCCGAGUCUCGUCUUCUUCAUCUUCGACCGCCGGCGGCGUGAGCAAGCUGCGCCACCGAUCGCGAGUGCAGGAGAACAACAACAGCAGCAGCAGCAACAAGGAGAAGGAGGUCCAGCCCACGACCGACGAGAGAGCCCUGCGCGACGAGAGCAAGGCGGCGCGCCGGCUGCUGCAGAAGAAGCAGGACGCGAUCAUGACCCUGGCGCAGGAGCGGUUCGGCAACGAGGCCCAGGCCAAGCAGGAGGUGCUCCACGCCUACGCCAAGCUGGCGGUCAAGUGGUUCCAGAAGACGACCGAGGGCCAGACCUUCGACGCCAAGAAGGUCGAGAAGCAGAUCCAGCAGACGCUCGAGGUCUUCUCCAACUUCCUCAAGGAGUGGCGCAUGGACUACCUGCUCCUUCCUGCCCUCAUCUAUGUCGAGCGUUACUUCAAGGUGUUGGGCUCGAUCUCGUACCAGUACGUGUUCGACCUGUUCCUCACGGCCGUGGUGCUCUCGAUCAAGUUCUGGCACGACCCGGUGAUCGCCAACACCACCUUCUCGAAGAUCUUUGACAUCCCCACCAACGUGCUCACCUUCAACGAACUCAACUUCCUCUACGCCGUCGACUACAACCUCGUCCUCGACCAGGAGCACGUCCAGGUCUUCACCAGGCGUCUCGUCUUCUAA
Molecule: messenger RNA, 750 nt
Organism: Acanthamoeba castellanii str. Neff
Lineage: Eukaryota; Discosea; Longamoebia; Acanthamoebidae
Product: cyclin protein
Exons: 2
Coding region: 1-750 (249 amino acids)
Biological process (GO): regulation of cyclin-dependent protein serine/threonine kinase activity
Cellular component (GO): cyclin-dependent protein kinase holoenzyme complex; nucleus
Molecular function (GO): cyclin-dependent protein serine/threonine kinase regulator activity; protein kinase binding
Source: RefSeq, a predicted model, not a curated record